CGACUUCUAUCACCAGUCUUGAAAGCGGACGUGAACCUCAAGCGGAAGAUGUCCGAAGACCCUGACGAAGAACCGGCCCCUUCUCCUCAGAGCGCUGAACGCCCGCGCAAGACUUUGAAGGGCAAGAAACGGAUUCAAGAAAAGCUAGUUAAGGACACGUCGCGUGUGAUGCCAUAUGGAUGUCCUGGAUAUGGAGGCACGUGUCAAGAGCAUAAGAAAAGACGAUGGACAUCGAAGACAAAGUUUCUGGACCACUUCAUGACGGAACAUCCGGAGGAAUACAAAAGCAUCGACCGUUGCGGCGUUGUAGAUGGCUUCAAAUGUCUCGAGUGUAAGAAAAGGAACUCGUCUUUUGGUGUCGAUACGGGAGUGGUCACAUCCACACACAUACGAGAACUUGCAGUCCACGUAUGGCACGAUCAUAUGAUCUCUCGAACCACAGUGGUACAUGUUCAGAGGGGCGAAGUAGGCGUGAAGGAUGAACCUAAAGAGUCCUUUGAUAUUCGCUACAACGAGUCCGGUGGUACCGGACUUGGGGAUCAGAACCAGAGCUCUAUGACUAUAGAGAAGGACGAAAUUAAGCCCGCGAAGUCUUCAGGUACUGAGCACGAACAGACCUGCGAUGUUGGACCCGACGCAUCCUUAUGUUGCGACGUUGGCAGCGACUCCAACAUCCUCGGAGAAUUCGACUUUGGUACUGAUGCCAACUUCAUGGACUUUUUCGACCUGAAUGGCGUCCUAGCCGACUUCGAGAUCCCAGAGCACCAACCUUCCACUCUCGAGCAGAACUCCUCAACACCUGACAUAGACGUCGAUCAGGAUGCUUCGACAACGGCAACUUCAUCUGGCACCGUGAAGGAAGACAAUGCCAUACAAUACUUUCUUCGCCUCAAGUUUAGUCCAGAGCAGAUCAUCAAGUUUGCAAAGACCCACAAGGAUUCAAAAGAAUAUGGACACGAUGAGGCCCUUGAGAUCAUCUCAGGUGUUGAAACGGAAGAGCUGCCGGAGAGGAUACGCACCGUUAAAGCUCGCCUUCUCUCGGCCGCAACGAUGUCCUCACCCAUACCCACGGCCGCAACCCUACCUACGACCGCGACCCUGCCUACGUCCACAACCGUUUCUACACCCACAACUGUUACUACACCCACAACCGUGCUCACACCAGCAACCGUGUUUACAUCGGCGACUGUACCUACUCCCGGAACCAUAAUCACAUCGGUGAUCAUACCAACCCCAACAUGCAUCAAUCGCGAACAGUUCGAAGCCUUCGACGCCGAGCCCGCACCGCAAGGCAUCAAACGUCCGCGCAUUGAUUCCAUGAACGGUGAACUAGCGUCCACAGCAGAACCCCAGGCUACAAAUGCGCCGAAAACAAAGAAAGCUAGAAAGCUCGAUAGACGUGGGUGCCCGGACAAUAAUUGGAAGUGCGUACCUGAGGAGACGAAGGGAAGGGCAAAGUGGACAUCAAUGGUGCAGUUCAAAAAGCACUACAAGACCUAUCAUCUAGUCUCCUCAUUCUUCAUUGUUCUUCAUCCUUCGACCUCGGAAUCCUUUCCUAACCUGAUUACAAAUUUGUUACGCGUCGUUCUACGGACUCUUCUCUUUACCGUCAUUUGCAUCAUCUCAAUGUCUAAUCAGUUUGAUUCUUCAUGGGCCAACAAGUCUUCCUCGAAGCCAGAUAUCCGCAGCACCUUUGGAAACACGGUUAUACCGAAUGGUUCAUCUGACGCUUCUAACACGACUUGCAAGGAGGCCGGUUAUCAAGUCGGUAUCGAACCUAACAACCAGGCUCCUGCUUUCGAAACUGAAACAAUCGGGUCUCACGCACCUCUUGCUCCCGUUGCUUCCGAGCCUCAAAGAAAAGCCGAUAAGUCGAUUCAAGAUGAAGCUAUAGCCGCCAUGCUAAGUCGCGGUACGGACCCGAAGAAUAUUCCCAAAUACGUGCAGCAUCAUAUCAUAGCAAAAGAGACCGGCAAUCACCGAGACCUCGACAUCAUAUCACAGAUACCGUCGACAGAGCUUCAAGAGAGAAUCAGCAAUGUUGAAGUUCAACUGAAACGAGCACAACAAUCGUUCGACGAGACAUUUACUUCUCCGAACGAACUCCCGAACGAAGGUAUUCCCUCCAGCUCGAUGUCACCAACCUUGUACGACCUGCUUGGCAUUACAGAGGGAAUUCCUCUCCCUUCCAAGCAAGAUAUCUCCAUGCUUAAUCCGAAUGCCUAUCCCAAGGUUUCAACACCGGCCAAAUCUCCCGACACCGUAGACGAAGACAAGGCUAUACAACUUCUGCUUCAAGGUGGUUUAAGACCUGAGCAGAUUAUUAACUUUGUCAGGAUCCACAAAGUGUCAAAGGAGGCUGGCAACCAUGAGGCUCUGGAUAUCAUCUCGGGCGUACAAACAGAUGAACUACUGCAGAGGAUCCAUAGAGUCGAGACCCUUCUGGUGUCAGCAGCGCCUACAAGCUCGAACAAAUCUGUAUUCACAGCCCGACCUACAUCCAUCAGGCUUAUGCGCGAGCCCUCCGAAGGCUUUGACAAGAAGCUAGAUGUCUCUUUCCAAGAGGCUGGACGUACAAGUCGGGAGCUACGGACGUUCCAGGGCCUGCAAAGACCCAUCGACGAGGUUGCCCAGGGAAUUGUUGGAACUCUUGCUUUCGUCGUCAUAGAGGAGUACAUCUCUCCCAAAGUCGUGCAGAUCGUCUGUGCACAGGCGGCCGCUCAAGGCUGGCGAGAGGGCGACUUCCCAUGCGAUGGCACAUAUUACGACCCUGAGUUGGGAAACCCAGCGGUCACAAGGGAGCUCGACAGCGUCAGGACUAUGCUCACUGCUGAAGCUGCUGUCGGAUAUAUCACCUGGCCAAUCAUGGAUGAACAUUUGGACUUCACCAACAACUCGCCUAAUGCCGAUCAGUACGAGUACGUAAAGUCUUCUCCCGAUACAUGUCACGACGUCCAAGUAGAUCAGGCUAUUGACCGUACCUUGGAUGAAGUCUAUGCUUCCCCAAAAGCCAAGCAGCAAGACCAGGCCAUAUCCUUCAUGCUUGAGGUCAAUACCAGGGACGAUCUCCUUCGAUUGACUGAGACCUUCACUGCUGCUGAAGAUGCUGGAUACAACCAUUGUCUUUCGAUCAUCUCAGAGAUUCCAGCUGAGAAUCGCGCCGGGAGGUUCGCGGCCAUCGAAUCACUCUCGAUGAAUGCAACAUCAGAACCACUCGCAGAUCUCGAACGUCAACCUCAAACCGGAGGGGAGACCUAUCAUCAAGCCAGAAACCGCAGGCCUACUGCUUCAAGCAGUAGAGCACCAAAGCCGGUUCACCCCAAACGAUACGGCUGUCCGGGACAGCAAGGUAGUUGUCCAGAGCACCGAAGGCGAGCUUGGAGAUCACUUGUUACAUUCUUCGAACAUCUACAGGACAACCAUACAGGAGAAUUUGAAACACCCGAUGGUCUCAUGUGCCCGCAGUGCGCGAAGCGUGACGACUCCACAAAUCCCAUGGCAUACCCAUUGGAUGGACGAGAGCUCGCGAAGCACAUUUGGACCGACCAUAUGACCUCCAUGCCUGGCCGCAGUAGCUCCGGAUCAUCUCAGUGA
Alternaria burnsii is the source of this 3594-nucleotide messenger RNA. RefSeq lists its product as uncharacterized. NCBI's taxonomy places the organism in Eukaryota, Fungi, Ascomycota, Dothideomycetes, Pleosporales, Pleosporaceae. The transcript has 12 exons. The record is from RefSeq and is a predicted model, not a curated record. The annotation marks the transcript as partial.